AUGACACCGAAAUCCCGCAAACGCCGAUGUAUAUGCGACAAAGACGCUCUAUUGAAGCAGAUUACUGGUGCUCCGCCAUUCCUUAGGUGCACGGAGAUAAACAAAAUACGCCUUGGGCUCUUCACCGAGAGAAAUUCUGAUGGCACAGCCUAUCUAAUAUUAAAAGGCAACGACAUAUACAGCAGAUACCAGAGGCGGAUCAGCGAUGUUGAUAUCCGAGCGCUUAUUCUGUACAUUCGAGACUCACCAAAGAUAAUAACUCGACUCGAUUUGUCCUACAACAACAUAACUGACGUCGGAUUCUUCAAACUACUCAAGAAGCUUCUCAUCAAGGGCCGCUCCAGCAUAAACAACUUGAAUAUAAUGAACAACGAUCUAACGGAAGAAUCGAUUUUAAAUCUAUCUAAGUACGCCGAGUUUUUAAAGCUCAAGUAUAUUAGAUUGAACGGUAACGAUUUCGGCGAAAAGGGGGGGGAGUAUUUUGCCGAUUUCUUGGUUAAGAAUAAGAGUGUCCAGUUCUGUGAUAUCGGUGAGACGUCGCUGACUCUAACUAGUAUAGCUCACGUCGUUACAGCGCUGAGAAUCGAUCACGGAGCGAAUACAACGAUUAAAGUGCUCGAUUUGAGUAGAAUCGUUCCCGUUUUCAAUCGGUACUCGUAUGAAACAAAAUGGCUGGCGUAUCACAUGGAAUAUUUACUCGAAAGAAACUCGACGAUCAUAGAACUGCAUCUGCAGAAGAACGAAUUCGUUGCCCAUGACAUUGAGUACUUUGGUCGGGGGCUGCGAAAGAAUAGCACUCUGCUUUACCUCGAUCUGGGUUACAACAAAAUCGGUGACUAUGGAGCGGAGUUAUUAGCAAAGUAUUUGAACGAGAACCCUCAAUUAGUCCUCAUAAACCUAGCUGGAAACGGAAUUAAGGAUACCGGGGCACGAGCGCUAAGUUUCGGGUUGCCAUAUUCGAAAAUUCGCGCGCUGGACUUGAGCAAUAACAGAAUAACGGACACUGGCCUACUCGAUUUGCUGAAUACCCUCAAAAAGGCGUUCUAUUUGCGCUUCUUUAAUAUAUUCGGGAAUGAAAUCGGACACGACACGUGCGUGGUUAUAGAGAGGAUGUUGUUGAGCGGAGUACUAUUUCAACACACAAUAGAUGUUAGAUUAUACGAAGUAGACGAGUUACUACAUGCUGCGUACUACCCAAAUCCAGCCGAUCGAAAUAAGCACUUAUAUUAUUGCGAAUUAGAUUUUGGAUUCGCCCAGCCGAUAUAUCAUAUAACGCGCAAUGUGUUGCCAGAGAAAAAAAUCGUUAAAGUCGAUUGCAAGCAAAGACACAAACUGGAUAAGACUGAUAGAAAUCGUUUCUGA
Leptosia nina is the source of this 1362-nucleotide messenger RNA. Lineage: Eukaryota; Metazoa; Arthropoda; Insecta; Lepidoptera; Pieridae. The record is from the annotation of a GenBank genome assembly.